AUGAAGUUCGAAGAACUAAAAGUGGAACAACUCAAGAGAGAAUUGAGUAAGAUGGAGUUACCGACAGCCGGUAAUAAGGCAGAAUUGCAAAAGAGGCUAAUAGAUGAAUUCAAGCGGCGUGACAUUGACAUAGGUACAUACGAAUUCGAGUACAAAGAAGAAACUGAGAUAUGUACUCGCUCAACAACGAGCAACAUGGACUUAAACACAAUGUUUGCCGCUAUGAUGGAGAAAUUUGCUGAAGUUCAAGAAACUUCUAAGGCUGACAACGAGAAACUUCUUACUGACAACGAGAAACUUCGAGCUGAGGUUAAAGCUGAAGUAAAGGAAACUUUUAAACACUUAGCUGAAAUGGAAGCAAAAUUUCAGGAAAGUUCAAGAGCCACAGAAGAAAAAAUUCUAGAAGUGUCUGAGGUUAUUAAUAGCAGAGUAGAUGGCAUUGACAAAAAGGUGUCAGACUUAAAAACAAAGAUGAAUAAUCUGCAAUAUCAAGAAGGAGCUGUACGAAUCAUUCCAGAAACCUCGAGUAGAAUAAAAGCCCCUAGUUUUGAUGGCACCACACCUUUUAAUGUGUUCAAGUUCCAGUUUGAGACAGUUGCCAUCAGAAACAUGUGGAAUAAUGAAGAAAAAGCUAUAGAAUUGAUCUUAGCCUUAAAAGGAGGUGCUUCAAGUGCAGAAGACUUUGCAUUGGAAAUCGAGCUAUUGAUACAGCUUACUUAUCCAGGAGAACAUCACCCGUUUUUGGAUAUUUUCAAGAUAGAGGCAUUUGUAAAUGGCAUACGUGAUCCUGAGAUAAAACAUGCGGUUUGUGCCACACCAAAGCCAUCAUUCGCUGAAACUGUCUCAUUUGCGCUGGCACAAGAAACGGCUAAAAUAAUUUCAAAGCCACAAAUAUUCAAGGUACGAAAUGUCGAGGUUGUCGCUGAAAACGAAAGGAAUAUAGUCACUGAGAUAAAAGAGGCAGUUUUAGAGGCUUUAAAUGAGAAACAAAAUAAAGCCAAAAUCAAAUGCUAUAACUGUGGUAAAACCGGACAUAUUCAGCGAAACUGCAAAGCACAAAGAAAACGUACCAGAUCGGUCUCACCGCCAAGAAACAACCGACAGGUAAAUCAUCACUCAUCACAAGAAUCACCUUUAAAACGAGCUAGCACUGAGGGGCAAGAGCUAGCUCCCACAUCUGACGGCCCCACAAUCUCCAUAUCAGUAAUGCAGCAGAAAAAUAGUAAUCUAACUGCUGGUGGAUACAUCAAUGGUCGAAAGCACAUUUUUACUAUAGACACAGGAGCGUCGCAGUCUAUUAUUAGACCAGAUUUAGUUAAGAAAACAAUUGAACCACUAUGCGGGGUAAGAUUACGCACCGCCACUGGAGAGCCUGCCACUGUCUAUGGUAAAGUAAAUGCGAAAGUAAACAUUGCCAACAUAAGCGUAGAUCAUUUAUUUAUUGUUGCCGAUAUCGUGGAUGAGGUAAUCAUUGGUGCAGACUUCAUGAUUAUGCAUGGCAUUAAAUUACAUUUGGGACCAAAUGUUAUGAUUUGGCGAAAUGUUGAAAUACCUCUUGAUGUCGGAUAUCAAAGCAAGGCUGAGGUAAAAGAAAGCGUCAUCGAUGUUCGGCUAACCCAUAUAGAUUCCACUGAAGAUUGGUCUGAAGCGCAAAGGGAUGACCCCUUACUGGCAAAGAUAAUAUCGGCUAAAGAAGAAGGUAAAAGACCAGCCCGCAAUGAAAUAUCUGCAGAAAGUCCAUUAAUGAAAUCCUAUUGGGCUCUAUGGAAUAGUCUACAAGUGUUAAAUGGCUGCCUAUACCGAAUAUGGGAAAGUGCAGACGGAAAAACGGUGACAAAUCUAAUUGUGGUACCUGCCUCUAAAAUAAAUGAAGUAUUGAAAGAGUUCCAUGACGGUCCAAGUGGUGGACAUCUUGGUGGAAAAGCCGAUUGGAUUUCAAAUUGUCCACAAUGCAUAGCAGCCAAAGGUCCAGUAAGAAAAAGUCGUGGACGACUUCAGCAGUACAACUCAGGUGCGCCAUUUGAGAGGAUUGCAAUGGAUGUAGCAGGCCCUUUCCCUGUUAGUGAUGCCGGAAACCGUUAUGUUCUAGUGGUUAUGGAUUAUUUCAGCAAAUGGCCAGAGGUGUAUGCCAUUCCCAACCAGGAAGCUAAAACAGUCGUAGGUGUGUUUGUGAACAACUGGAUAUGUCGUUAUGGUGUACCAUUGGAGUUACAUUCGGACCAGGGCAGAAAUUUUGAAUACGCUGUGUUCAAAGAAAUGUGCGAUUUAUACGGAAUAAGAAAAACAAGAACAACUCCACUGCAUCCUCAAUCAGAUGGCAUGGUCGAAAGAUUCAAUCGCACACUGGAGGAAUAUUUGAGAAAAGUGGUUAGUGCACAUCAGAAGGACUGGGAUGAACACAUACCAAAAUUUCUGCUGGCCUACCGAACAGCCGUUCACGACUCCACCUCUCGAACACCUGCAAAAAUUAUUUUCGGAACAGAACUCAAGCUGCCUGGUGAUUUAGAAUUUGGUAUAAAGCCGUCAUCAAAAAGUAAGGAUGAUGAAAACUUUUCCCAAGAGCAAGAUGACCUUAAUGAACUUCAUGAAUUCGUGCGGAGACGAAUAAAAAUGACUAGUGAUAAAAUGAAGGCCAGAUACGAUCGAGCAGUAAAUUCUGAAGGAUUUACCGAAGGCCAGCUAGUACUACUGUAUAGCCCACAACGUAAAAAAGGUUUAUCCCCUAAACUGCAAACUCACUGGGAAGGACCGUAUGUGGUGAUUAAGAAAUUAAACGACGUAGUCUACCGAAUACAGAAAUAUAAGAGCCCGAGAAGCAAAAUGAAGGUUGUACACCUAGAACGACUAGCUGCCUAUGGGAAAGGUGAAUCUGUGCCUAUUCGGGACGAACAGGCUUAAGCGGGGGACAGUGUUACGAAAU
This is a messenger RNA of Lucilia sericata (common green bottle fly), 2920 nucleotides long. RefSeq lists its product as uncharacterized. The transcript is spliced from 3 exons. NCBI's taxonomy places the organism in Eukaryota, Metazoa, Arthropoda, Insecta, Diptera, Calliphoridae. The record is from RefSeq and is a predicted model, not a curated record. Gene Ontology annotation, molecular function: zinc ion binding; nucleic acid binding. Gene Ontology annotation, biological process: DNA integration. Bases 1 to 2898 code for a protein of 965 amino acids.